GCGGUUUAUGUUUAUAUCUACUUGGUUUCUAGCAAGUUUCGACCACUACCAAGCCUCGCAUCAUCGCGGUACCUCGAACACAGAGAACACAACGGUCUGUCGAUCACAAUGGAGAAAGUGAACCAAAUUGUGCGCGAUGCUCUGGAAGACCAUAAGUCGAUCCGCAUCCUUGGCGAAUUACCUACCGAAAAGUUGAAUUGCGAGGAUUAUCUGGCUUCGACUCGUGAGACUAUCAGCAGCUUCGUCUCUUCCUGGGACAAGAAAGCCAACUUGCAGCUACUUGCCGUGGAAGUUUGGUCGCGACGGACCUAUUUCGCCCUCGACUUUAACAAUGACAAGUACGACUAUGACAAUGCCCAUAUUGAGGAAAUUGUCCUACCUGUGUAUCUGCUACGUCUAUCUCGAAGAAGUGGUUCCUGGACAGUAUUUCGACACAAACCCGAGGACUCCAGGCUGGCCAAGAGACUUGCAGCAUUACACCUAGGCAAUGGGCAAAAGCCGAUCCCUUUCCUUGAAGAUCACAUCAAAGGAGUGGUACACGAUAAGCCUCGGAAUCUUAAAGCCCCAGAUGGGCCCCUAGAAUAA
Messenger RNA from Penicillium brasilianum, 585 nucleotides. NCBI's taxonomy places the organism in Eukaryota, Fungi, Ascomycota, Eurotiomycetes, Eurotiales, Aspergillaceae. The record is from the annotation of a GenBank genome assembly.